Suillus paluster is the source of this 1644-nucleotide messenger RNA. RefSeq names its product WD repeat-containing protein 8. Gene Ontology annotation, molecular function: protein binding. The transcript has 10 exons. The record is from RefSeq and is a predicted model, not a curated record. Lineage: Eukaryota; Fungi; Basidiomycota; Agaricomycetes; Boletales; Suillaceae. Gene Ontology annotation, biological process: microtubule anchoring at mitotic spindle pole body; protein localization to mitotic spindle pole body; mitotic sister chromatid segregation. Gene Ontology annotation, cellular component: mitotic spindle; MWP complex; microtubule organizing center. The coding region runs from base 41 to 1480 and encodes 479 amino acids.
GUAACUUAUAUUGGUACUUAGUACUUACGUCUGAUCAACCAUGGACUUUACAGAAAUCUACAAACAAUCUGGAAAUCUCGCAUCGUUUAGCCCAGGCGCUCACUUCAUCCUCAACGUCGUCGAAAAUACCUUAAUCGUUAGACGAACUGAUACUCUACAGAUCACGCGUACAUGGACAAUCACCUCGCCUUCUAGCACCGCUAGCAUUCUAACAAAGUCAAAAUCUACUUCAUCCAACUCAGGUGUCCCAGCAGAUGGCUGGAUAUCCCAUGCAGGCUGGUCAUGCGAUUCCGAAUAUCUCUUAGCUGCGUCUACAAAGAAAGGGAUAGUAGAGGUUUUCAAACUCAGAGACGAAAAUUGGAAUGCCCGAAUCGAAGCUGGUGCUGAAGGUCUCCUCAAAGCUGAGUGGGCGCCGGACGGUCGCCACAUUCUCUGCUUUUCUCAGUGGGGCCUUCGAGUCACCAUCUGGUCUCUUGUCACGGGUGAUGCAACUUACAUACAGUUUCCGAUACACCCUGAUAGAGGAUACGCUUUUCGCUCCGAUUCCCAUUACUUUGUCUUGGCUGAGCGACAUAAGUCAAAAGAUACCGUGGGUGUGUAUGAUACAACUGACUUUUACAAAUUAGUCCGGCAUUUCCCUGUCCCAACGUCCAAUCUAUCGUCGCUGGCUUUAUCUCCAACUGGUAAUCAUAUUGCGGUCUGGGAGGGUAUUUUGGAGUAUAAGUUGCAUAUCCUAUCUCUAAGCGGAGAUGUGCAAGGGACUUUUUCACCGGAGCCAGAUCCGGGAUUUGGCGUUCGUAAUGCUGCUUGGCAUCCUACUGGAAUGUUCCUCGCCGUGGCGGGAUGGGACGACAAGAUCCAUAUCCUUGAUGGCCUGACUUGGUCUACGGCUGCAACACUCGAGUUGUCAAGCAAGAUCCCAGCGGGCGCUACACUAUGGCGGGAACCGUCAAACUGGCUUGAAACUACUCAAGGUCGAGGAUUUCUGUCUUAUGAACGGUCACAAGGACCACAAACAAUCGGCUUGCAACGCACGGAUCCAAUGAAGCCAAACCCAAAGUCGGGUGCGGUCCAGCUUGAAUGGAACAAGACUGGCACGCUGCUGCUAGUGCGGUUUGAAAACUGCCCCAUGGUAGUCCACCUGUACGAUUUUCCGGCACCUUCGGAUCCGUUUGUUCCUCGGUUGCGUUGCGUUUUGCAACACACAAAACAAGUCUUGCAUGCACAGUGGAACCCAGUCCGUAAAGGCAAUUUAGCCCUGUGCAGUGGGAGUGGUAGCAUUUACACGUGGAGCGACGAAUGGAUUGGAGAGAACGGGGUAGAGGAAGACAUGGCGGAGUGCAUCGGUGUACCGGCGAACACAAAAUUCGAAACAAGAAAUAUCAAAUGGGCUCCCGAUGGGAAAGGGCUAGUGUUGCUAGACAAGGAGAUGUUUUGUUGCGCGUUCGAGGUAGAAGAAGACGGUCCUGAGAGCUCAUAGUAUGUGUAGUAGUCUUUUCUGUAUAUCUUACAUCGUUAUUUGGAAAACCUACUAAAAAUAUUAGUGCACGGUUGUAUUUUUGCGCCGUGCUUUUUAGUGACGAUAAUUUCGCCAUCGGCGACGCAAGCGUACGCAAGGCCAACGGCCGAAACGAGAAGCUGACA